Kogia breviceps (pygmy sperm whale) is the source of this 1930-nucleotide messenger RNA. RefSeq names its product translocase of outer mitochondrial membrane 34 (gene TOMM34). Gene Ontology annotation, cellular component: mitochondrion; cytosol. The record is from RefSeq and is a predicted model, not a curated record. Gene Ontology annotation, molecular function: heat shock protein binding. Lineage: Eukaryota; Metazoa; Chordata; Mammalia; Artiodactyla; Physeteridae.
CCCUGCCCUGCUCCGUCCCGCCCUCUCCCCGCCGGGGUAGCCGUUGCACCCAAGUAGUCGCAGCGGGAGCUUCCGCCCAGAAUCGGUUCCUCACGCCUCGGCGCCGGGAACAGAGGCCACCCCCCCCCCCCAGUUUACCUGUCCGGCGCCAGGAUGGCCCCCAAACUUCCAGACUCUGUGGAGGAGCUCCGCGCCGCCGGCAACCUGAGCUUUCGCAACGGCCAGUUCGCCGAGGCCGCCACACUCUACAGCCGCGCGCUACGGAUGCUGCAGGCGCAAGGUUCUUCAGACCCAGAAAAAGAAAGUGUUCUCUACUCCAACCGAGCAGCAUGCCACUUGAAGGACGGGAACUGCAUAGACUGCAUCAAGGACUGCACUUCAAAUGACCUCCCACGUACUGAGUGCUGCAGAUGCCCUACCUGGAAGGAGCUACGGCGGGGAGCCCUGGUGACUCAGCAGCUCGAUGACAUUUCUGCCUCCUGUCCUAGAGCGCUGGCCUUGGUUCCCUUUGGCAUGAAGGCCCUGCUGCGGCGAGCGUCAGCCUACGAGGCUCUGGAGAAGUACACCCUGGCCUACAUGGACUACCUGACCGUGCUGCAGAUUGAUGACAGUGUGACGUCAGCCUUGGAAGGCAGCAGCAGAAUGACCAGAGCUCUUAUGGACUCCUUUGGCCCCGAGUGGCGCCAGAAGCUGCCCUCUAUCCCCUUGGUGCCUGUUUCAGCUCAGAAGAGGUGGGAGUGUUUGCCUUCGGAAAACUGCAAAGAGACAGCUAAAAGCAAAUCCAAAGAAACCACAGCUACGAAGAGCAGAGUGCCUUCUGCUGGGGAUGUGGAGAGAGCCAGAGUUCUGAAGGAGGAAGGCAAUGAGCUUGUAAAGAAGGGGAACCAUAAGCAAGCGAUUGAGAAGUACAAUGAGAGCCUCUGGUUUAGUAACUUGGAAUCCGCCACGUACAGCAACAGGGCGCUCUGCCAUCUGGUGCUGAAGCAGUACAAGGAGGCUGUGAAGGACUGCACGGAAGCCCUGAGGCUGGACGGAAAGAACGUGAAGGCGUUUUACAGACGGGCUCAAGCCUACAAGGCACUCAAGGACUAUAAAUCCAGCUUUGCGGACAUCAACAGCCUCCUGCAGAUUGAGCCCAGGAACGGCCCCGCACAGAAGUUGCGGCAGGAGGUUAACCGGAGCUUAAACUAAAAACCCAAAGGGGCAGCACGACACCUCUGCCUGACCACCUUCCUCUGUGCCUGCUUCCAGGAGCCGGCAUGCCCCAGAGCAAGCUCCUCUGCCCCUCAGAGACGUGAUGGCCUCCCACCCCUCAGGAGGAUUUGCCUGUUCAAAUUAAGCUCAGUGUAGUCAAAAACGAGACGUUGUGUUGGAAAGGUCUCUCCCUGUUCUGAACUCCCUGUGCUGCGGACAGCGACCGGGUCACACAGACAGGUCCUCACAGGCAAAGCCCUCGGCUCUGUCUCUGCCCAGCACGGUCCAGACCGAGUUGCCCUGCCAGCGUCGCCAGGCACCCUCACCGUGGUCCACCUGAGCAACCUGGGCUGGGGCGUGCGGGGCACUGGGAAGCCCUGGCCGCCUGCACCCAAAGCAGCCUGUUGAGCUGGUCUCCAGCGCUGCUGCCCCCGCCCGGGCCUUGGCGCAGCGCUCUGUGUUCUGAGCCCUGAUGCCUUUUGGCCGAGCCCUCCUUUGGUGGGGAUGCAGGACCUGGCCCUUCGCCGGCUUUGCCUGUGGCUCUGCUGCCGCCCCCGGCGUGGAGGCGCCUGAGCUGUUUCAAGAGCCAGAAGGUGUGGCUGCUUCUUCGGAAGGCGAGAUGGGGAGAAAGGCCUCCCGGAAGUCACUGUCCUUCCGUCCCGGGCAGGGACCCGUCGAGGCUUCUUAGUUCUUUGUAAUAUGUUGACGUUAAUCUGAACUGAACUGACUGAUUCUG